Molecule: messenger RNA, 243 nt
Organism: Pichia membranifaciens NRRL Y-2026
Lineage: Eukaryota; Fungi; Ascomycota; Pichiomycetes; Pichiales; Pichiaceae
Exons: 2
Biological process (GO): regulation of transcription by RNA polymerase II
Cellular component (GO): nucleus
Molecular function (GO): RNA polymerase II cis-regulatory region sequence-specific DNA binding; DNA-binding transcription factor activity, RNA polymerase II-specific
Source: RefSeq, a predicted model, not a curated record
GAAGAAAGAAAGUAUGUUUGUGAUAUCUGUGGUAAGGACUUCACCAGACCUUACAACCUCAAGUCGCACUUGAGAACACAUACGAACGAACGUCCGUAUGCCUGUCGGAAGUGUGGCAAGAGAUUUGCAAGACAGCAUGAUCGUAAAAGACAUGAGGACUUGCACAGCGGAGAAAAAAAGUUUCAAUGUAGGGAAUGGGGGUGCAACAAGCGGUUUGCACGUACAGAUGCUUUGCGAAGACAC